CCGUGGGGCGGGUAAGCAGGCCUUUGGGCGGUCAGGCGCGGGGCGUAGGAGUGCGACAGCCGAUGGGAUCGGUUCCUGGCUGCUGCGUCCCGGCUGGCCAGGGGCGGCCUGCGGAGUUCUGGCUCGUUCCUCCGGGCUUUUGUCCCGUUCCGGGUCGGUGGCCCCGCCUGCAACUGCCUUUCGCGGCUCUCUCCACCCCUCUCCUCUCCCCGGGCCGGGCUUCUUCGGCAAAAAGGAUUUCGCUCGCUGUUCCUACGGUGACCGUUCCAUGUUUGUCUAGCGCGCCGCUCGCCAGAGAUAAUGAAUGGAGAAUUCUGCCCAAGGUCAGCAUUUAAUCGCAUCCCUGGCUGCGACAGUAUUACAUCUCUUGGAAUAUACAGCAUCGAUCGUCCUACUAAAAUUGGCUGGAGAUUGCCAGCACAUCGGACAUCUUCCAGCGACCGUCUUCAGUCACUGAAUGGAGUAGGAGACUCAUUUUGCAGUUUACUAUCUCCGUAAGCGGCGGGGCAAAGCGCGGGACCUAUUCGAUGAUUAGAUUGGGUCUUGUCCGCGUCCAUCAUCGGAAGGUUCCACGCACCGUCUGUUUUGCAGUAAAAUUUGCAAGCAGAGCCCCGCCUCUGGAAACGAGGAGCCUGAAGGAGCGGUGAGCAAAACGUUGCAUAUACUGCUCUUCUCAUUGGAUGGCUGCUGUGUCAGUCAUACUCUCCUCUGCUCCCGUUGGCGGGAAUGCUCUAGGCAGGUUCCAUGGUCUUCAUACUGCCUCCCCUCCCCCAAGUUGGGAUAAAGGCGUGUGACGUCUCGGACAUUUGUUGUUGGGUUUGGGGUUCAUUAAUUAUUCAUUAGGUGCUUGAAAGGGCUGCAGCGAUUGGUGGUUUAAAAGUCUGGUCGAUUGUUUCUUAGCUAGAGAUACGGGUCGCCCUCUACGCCGGUCGAGAAUUUCGCAUAAAUUAUUCAGAUGAGGCUUGGGGCGGGACCACGCAUGUUUUAGGCAAAUAAGCCGGGGAGGGAGGGAAAGCCGGCUACAAAUUAGCCUAAGUUAUUAAAGAUGGCGGCGGAGCGGAGUCGCUCCUCGAUGGACUCGCCGGUCCCGGCCUCUAUGUUCGCCCCCGAGCCCAGUUCCCCGGGGGCGGCCAGGGCCGCGGCGGCUGCCUCCCGGCUCCACGGCGACUGCGACUCGGACUGCAGCGAGGACGGCGAGGCGCUCAACGGCGAGCCGGAGCUGGACCUCACCAGCAAGCUGGUUCUAGUGAGCCCUACAUCAGAACAGUAUGACAGCCUACUUCGGCAGAUGUGGGAGAGGAUGGACGAGGGAUGCGGAGAGACCAUAUAUGUCAUUGGGCAGGGAUCAGAUGGCACUGAGUAUGGGCUGAGUGAAGCUGACAUGGAGGCCUCCUAUGCCACAGUGAAGAGCAUGGCUGAACAGAUAGAGGCUGAUGUCAUCCUCCUGCGGGAACGUCAAGAAGCUGGGGGCCGUGUGCGUGAUUACUUGGUCCGGAAACGAGUAGGAGACAAUGACUUCCUGGAAGUCAGGGUGGCAGUAGUGGGCAACGUAGAUGCUGGCAAAAGCACGCUUCUGGGCGUCCUGACACAUGGGGAGCUGGACAAUGGCCGAGGUUUUGCCCGCCAGAAACUCUUCCGCCACAAACAUGAGAUUGAAUCUGGUCGCACCAGCAGUGUGGGCAACGACAUUCUGGGCUUUGACAGCGAAGGCAAUGUGGUGAACAAGCCAGACAGCCACGGUGGCAGCCUGGAGUGGACAAAGAUCUGUGAGAAGUCCACUAAGGUCAUUACCUUCAUCGACUUGGCUGGCCAUGAGAAAUAUCUGAAGACCACUGUCUUUGGCAUGACUGGCCAUUUGCCUGACUUCUGCAUGCUCAUGGUGGGCAGCAAUGCUGGCAUCGUGGGGAUGACCAAGGAACACCUGGGCUUGGCAUUGGCACUCAAUGUGCCAGUUUUUGUGGUGGUCACCAAGAUUGACAUGUGUCCUGCAAACAUCCUGCAAGAAACCCUGAAGCUGUUACAGCGCCUGCUGAAGUCCCCAGGCUGCCGGAAGAUCCCCGUGCUGGUGCAGAGCAAGGAUGACGUGAUUGUUACGGCCUCCAACUUCAGCUCUGAGAGGAUGUGCCCGAUAUUCCAGAUCUCCAACGUUACAGGUGAGAACCUAGAUCUGCUGAAGAUGUUCCUCAACCUCCUCUCCCCCCGCACCAGCUACAGGGAGGAAGAACCUGCCGAGUUUCAGAUUGAUGAUACCUACUCUGUCCCGGGUGUGGGGACUGUAGUGUCAGGAACAACACUGAGAGGCUUGAUCAAGCUGAAUGACACACUGCUGCUGGGCCCAGAUCCCUUGGGUAACUUCCUGUCCAUUGCUGUCAAAUCGAUCCAUCGCAAGCGCAUGCCUGUGAAGGAGGUCCGGGGGGGCCAGACGGCCUCCUUCGCGCUGAAGAAGAUCAAGCGCUCGUCCAUCCGGAAGGGCAUGGUGAUGGUUUCCCCACGCUUGAAUCCCCAAGCAUCCUGGGAGUUUGAGGCUGAGAUUCUCGUUCUCCACCACCCCACUACGAUUAGCCCACGCUACCAGGCCAUGGUGCACUGUGGAAGCAUCAGGCAGACAGCCACCAUUCUGAGCAUGGAUAAGGACUGUCUGCGCACCGGGGACAAGGCCACCGUGCACUUCCGCUUCAUCAAGACCCCUGAGUACUUGCAUAUAGACCAGCGGCUGGUAUUCCGGGAAGGCCGCACUAAGGCUGUGGGCACCAUCACCAAGCUCCUCCAGACCACCAACAACUCCCCGAUGAACUCCAAGCCCCAGCAGAUCAAAAUGCAAUCAACGAAAAAGGGCCCCCUGACCAAACGAGAAGAGGGGGGCCCAUCUGGUGGGCUGGCAUUAGGGGCUCCCCCACCUGGAGAUGAGGCUUCCUCCUUAGGGGCUGCGCAGCCAGCUGCAUCUAGCAGUACCCAGCCACAGCCCAAGCCCAGCAGUGGGGGCCGUCGACGGGGAGGCCAGCGCCACAAAGUGAAGUCCCAGGGGGCCUGCGUGACUCCUGCCAGCAGCUGCUGAAUCAUCCCCCGGCCCACCUCACCACCCAAGGGAUCCUCAUCCUCUGGCCAGGGCUCCACCCAAUGGGUCAGAGCAGCUCUAACCACCCACUGUCCCCCCAGGCCAUAGCCAGAGCUGCCCUCACCAUUCCCCCACCCCCGUUUUCUAGGGGGGUUGUAAUUUAUAAGCUGAGGAAGGUGGCCAGACUUGCUGAGAACUGACCAUUUCCUGCCCUCUUCCCUGCCUUCUUCCUCACCCACACAUUUUUGUACAUCUGGGCCCUUAGUUUUUAUUCUUUUUAUUAUAUAUCUAUCAAUCCAUUUAGUGAGUGUGUGUAUGUGUGUGAGGUGCGGGAUAUUAGCCGGUCAGGGCCCGUCAGUCUCUCUCCUUUUCUCACUCCAUGGCUGGCCACCACCCUCAGGAGCUGUCCAUCUGCCUGUCCGUUUGUCCAUCUGUCUGCCUAUCUUGUGAGAGAAUCCUCGGGGCCUUUAGGGGAUGUCAGGGAGCUCAAAGAAUGCCUCGCCUUCCCUGUCCCCACUGCUCGUCUCUGUGCUCAGAGGCCCUUUCCUGGAGCUGGGACUCUGGGCCAAGGGGUGUCCAGGUUUAAGUGUUUGCUGCAGCCAGAGCAGGGAGCCCUCAAUCUAGGACUUGGGGGAUUUUAACAUGGCCAAGAGUGGUGACUUCCCUUUUUGUUUUCUUCCCUCUUCUCCCAGCUAACCUUUAUCCUCUAAAGCCCAAGAACAGAUAAUGCCAAAAGCUCUUAAGUUUUUACGUGUGGAUUGGAGGGUGGACUGGGGUGGUGAUUGGAUUGUAGGGCCCUCCCUACCCCCAAUUCUGUUACUUGCCACCAACCCAAAGACAAUCCUGUGUCUGCCUGGGCUGGCUUCAGCUACUCCUGGGCUCUGCAGACUCCACUGAGCCUGGAGGUGCUUGCCUUGCCCAGGAGCUGUGCCUGCUUGGGCUUUGGCUCUGAGUUUUGUUGGGUCUUGGGGCACUGAUUACAUAGGCUGGGCUCUGGGCCUGCUCAGCAUCAUGCUUUCUAGCAUCUCCUAUUGGUGAGGGUAGGGUGGGGACAUUCCUCUGAGCCAGGCUGGGACAGGAAUCCCUCCUUCCCCCCACACCCCACCAUGCCACCCCAACUUAGCUGUUUCAGGAGCACAGCAAUGCAAGGCCUGAGCCAGGUAGGGGGUGGUAAAAAGACUCUUCCAGGCUUAGUCAAGAGGGGUAAGUAAUUCUGGAAGAAUUGCUGCCUAGGGUGGGCGAUGGGGUUGCCUGGGCAAUAGAGGGAAACCUGGGCCCCUGCAAUAUGCUGGACUGAAACUCUGGACUGAAGCCCUCAGUUUUAGGGUGGACUGACAGCUGAGAUUUGUUCCUUCUCUAGCCGGGGCAGUCACCCAGCUGGCUGGGUCCUUCCUUAGCCUUGCCUCCUUCCUGUUCUCCAGCCCUUCUCUUUUCCUCCUGCUUCUCGACUGCUGGUCCCUUCUCCCCUUCCUCCAACGAUUUCUAGUUACCACUGACCCAUGGCCGUGGACUGAUUAGACUAGCGCACACAAUAAAAGUUGGUUCCAAGCUGGCAGUGUCUUGUACCCACCCAGCUCUCCUCGGAAAGUGCCAGCGCUCUGCAUAUCUUUGAGCCCCAGCAGCAGUGGAGCAGGGCAGGGCAGGGCGGGGUGAGCCCAGGUCCCCUGGCAGGCAGACGUGGCUUCAAGACCCAGGCUCCUGCACUAGCUACAUGAAGCAGGGCCAGUUACUAAGCUUCUCUGGACCUCAGUUUUCUCAUCCACAACAAGAGGCAAGACCUAGCUCAGGGUUCCCAUGGAGGGUCAAUGAGAGAAUAUAUGUGAAGCUCCUGACAUGGCGUUCUGGCAUGUGGGAGGUGCUCAGUCCGUGUCCCCACACUGCGUACCUUCCAUGCCACACCUUUGUUCUGGGCCCUCAGCUGAAAUGGGGCACGGGGGAGGGCAUCCCAAGUCCAUAGUAGGGGCCAAGAGCCUGGGGGACAGGCCUGAAAGAAAACAAGGGUGUUGGCAUGUUUUAGUCCUGUGGCCAGAACUGCUGGGUGGGGGUUCGUGCUUCUUUGUCUUUCAUAUUUUCUGCCAGGUACAGUUCCACUGUUCCAGGUAAGGAAACUGAUGCUCAGAGGGGAACUCUGCCACCCAGCAAGCAGAGAUUCCUGCAGCCGCCAUGCCCCCCUCAGCUUUGCCCCGUCAGCAGCUUGGUCUUUUCCUUCAGCCCUUAUCUGCUUGUCUGUGGCUGCUUCCCUCUUGCGCCUUGACUGGCCCUGGCUCUGCCUACAGGCUGCUGCUCUCAGGUGCCUUCCUAGCAGGAGUGCGCCAGCAUCCGGCACCCCUUGCACUCCCAGUCCCCGUGACAAGUGCUUAGCCAUGGCUCCAGGAGCAGAUGGAUGCUCGUCUUGUUGAGCUCUUUGGGCCCUUAUGAGUGGCAGUGGUUGCCGUAACAAUACCCUUUUCUUCAACUUGGGAAGCUGUGGUCACCACCCUGGCCCCUGCCCUCACACUCAGGAGGGUCGGUCAGGAUUUCUGUGGUCACCAGGCCCACACCUGCUAGCAAGGGCUGACUGGAUCAAGUGUUUUAUUGUCAUUAACAGGGAUCCUAGAGGUCCCCAUCAGGUCUAAGCCCUACCAAUAUCCAUCCGGAACAAAACACCAGCCGUUCUGUAGUUGAGAAAAGAAUAAAUUUGUUAAUCUGA
Choloepus didactylus (southern two-toed sloth) is the source of this 5744-nucleotide messenger RNA. It is a transcript of the gene GTPBP1, whose product is annotated as GTP binding protein 1. NCBI's taxonomy places the organism in Eukaryota, Metazoa, Chordata, Mammalia, Pilosa, Megalonychidae. Gene Ontology annotation, molecular function: GTP binding; translation elongation factor activity; GTPase activity. The coding region runs from base 1046 to 3055 and encodes 669 amino acids. Gene Ontology annotation, biological process: translational elongation. The transcript has 13 exons. The record is from RefSeq and is a predicted model, not a curated record.